UUUUGUUGGAGAAAUGAAGCUGUUCUUGUUUAGAACUCUCCUCUUUGCUUCUGCCAUUGGUUUCUUCUUCUUCUUCUUCAUUGUUGGAGUUCAUUCUCUGUCCACUAGAUUGCCUGUUGAUGAAGUGGAAGCUUUACAGGAAAUAGGAGACAUUUUGGGGAAAAGGGAUUGGAAUUUCAGUGCAGAUCCUUGCAAUGGAGGCCAUGGAUGGAUUUCUCAGCCAAACCAAAUCCCUAAAAAUGUUUCUGAUUUUCAAAAUAAUCUCACCUGUGAUUGCACAUUUCUUGAUGCUACAGUCUGCCAUGUCAUCGCCAUAGUUCUCAAAUCGCAGAGCCUUCAGGGCGCUCUCCCGCCCAAUCUUGUGCGGUUGCCAUUUCUGCAGCAAAUCGAUCUCUCUCGGAACUAUCUCAGCGGCAAAAUUCCUCCAGAAUGGGGCUCUACGAAACUCGUCAACAUUUCCCUUCUUGGAAAUCGGUUGACGGGUUCGAUCCCAGAGGAGAUUGGAAACAUCACUACUCUCGAGACUUUGGUCUUAGAGAUCAAUCAGCUGUCUGGAAGCAUUCCUCAAACGCUUGGAAAUUUGCCCCAGAUACAGAGACUACAUCUUACCUCGAACAAGUUUUCUGGGGGGUUGCCAAUGUCACUGGGAAAGCUGACCACAUUGAAGGAAUUUCGAAUUGGUGACAACAAUUUCUCGGGCCCAAUACCGAAUUUCAUACAUAAUUGGACAGAUCUUACUGAAUUAUUCAUUCAGGCAAGUGGAUUGAGUGGGCCCAUUCCUUCUGACAUUGGACUCUUGACAAAAGUAUCUGACUUGAGAAUCAGUGACUUGAGUGGAGCUUCGUCACCCUUUCCACCUCUUAGUAAUUUGAAAAACAUGACAAAUCUGAUAUUGAGAAGUUGCAACAUCACUGGAAGRCUGCCCAACUAUCUGGAUGGGAUGCSAUCAUUGAAAAUCUUAGACCUUAGCUUUAACAAACUAAGUGGACGAAUUCCAACCAGAUAUGAUGCUCUUAAAGGUUUGGAUAACAUAUUUUUAACUGGAAACAUGCUAAACGGAUCAGUGCCUGAUUGGAUGUUGAAAGGAAAGGGCAUCGAUCUUUCCUAUAAUAAUUUUACAGUCAGGGUUGCUGGGGAAAGCUGUCGAUCACAAAAAGUAAACCUGUUUGCAAGCUCAUCACAAGACAAUGAUUAUGGAAUUCUUUCAUGUUUAGCAGGCUCGUCUUGUUCAAAAUCUUGGUACUCUCUCCAUAUAAAUUGUGGUGGCAAGGAACAAACGAUAAAUGGAACUACCGUUUUUAAAGGAGAUCGAAAUACAGGCAGCUCUAUGUUUUUUGUAACUGGAACAAAUUGGGCAAUCAGCAACACUGGUAGUUUUAUGGAUGAUGGUGACUCUCAAGAUGAAUACUCUGCAACAAAUUCUUCUACUCUGUCUAUGAUAAAUCCUGAAUUGUACAUGACUGCACGGGUUUCUCCGUUAUCUCUUACUUAUUAUGGGUUUUGCAUGGGAAAUGGAAACUACACAGUAAGCCUCCAUUUUGCAGAGAUAAUGUUUACUGAUGACAAGACAUUCAGUAGUCUCGGCAGACGCAUAUUUGAUGUUUACGUUCAGAAAAAGCUGGUGCUGGAGGAUUUCAAUAUCGUGGAUGCAGCAGGUGGCGUUGAUAAAGCAGUCAUAAAAAAAAUCCCAGUUACCGUAACAAAUGGUACAUUGGAGAUCCGCUUCUAUUGGGCCGGGAGGGGAACAAAUGCUAUUCCUGUGAGGGGAGUUUAUGGUCCUCUUAUAUCAGCUAUAUCAGUUGAUCCUGACUUUGAGCCUCCGUCAGAGGGCGGAGAAACUGGAAAGUCUGGCGUAUCUGUAGGUGCAGUUAUUGGAAUUGUGGCUGCUGCAGUUUUUGUUAUAUUAUUGACCAUCGGUAUCCUGUGGUGGAUAGUAUGUCUACGACGGGAAAAGACACUUGAACAAGAGUUACGAGGUUUGGAUUUGCAGACUUGUUCUUUUACAUUAGGGCAAAUAAAAGCCGCCACAAACAAUUUUGACGCUGCCAAUAAGAUUGGAGAAGGUGGUUUUGGUCCUGUCUACAAGGGUGUUCUUGCAGACGGCACCGCUAUUGCAGUAAAGCAACUUUCUUCAAAAUCAAAGCAAGGAAAUCGUGAGUUUGUGAAUGAGAUCGGCAUGAUAUCUGCUUUGCAACACCCACAUCUAGUCAAGCUUUAUGGAUGCUGUAUUGAAGGAAAUCAGCUUUUGUUAGUAUAUGAAUACUUGGAAAACAAUAACCUUGCCCGUGCCUUGUUUGGUCUAGAAGAAAGUGAACUUAAUUUGGAUUGGUCAACAAGGCACAAGAUCUGUAUUGGUGUAGCAAGAGGCUUGGCUUAUCUUCAUGAAGAGUCAAGACUAAAGAUUGUCCACAGAGACAUCAAAGCUACUAAUGUUCUGUUAGACAAAGAUCUAAACCCCAAGAUAUCCGACUUCGGCUUGGCCAAGCUUGAUGAAGAAGAAAAUACCCACAUAAGCACUCGGAUUGCUGGAACUUUUGGAUAUAUGGCGCCAGAAUAUGCAAUGCGAGGACACUUGACCGAUAAGGCAGAUGUUUACAGCUUCGGCGUUGUAGCAUUGGAAAUAGUUAGYGGAAGGAGCAACACUAGUUACCRGGCAGAUAACGACUUCUCUUAUCUUCUAGACUGGGCACUUAAGUUGAAAGAGAAGAACAGUUUAAUGGAGCUAGUUGACCCAAAAUUAGGCUCCAACUUCAACAAAGGAGAGGCAUUGAGAAUGAUCAAAAUCGCUCUCCACUGCACUAAUGUCUCUCCUGCAGCAAGACCCAACAUGUCAUCAGUAGUAAGCAUGUUGGAAGGCAAGCAGGCUGUCGAGGACAUAGUUUCGGGUCCGGGCAUCUCUGAGGAAGCAAGAAAUGCAGCAUGGACUCAUUUGCUUGCUGAUAUUCCAACAACAGGUUCCUCARCAUCUGUGAGCGAUCUUUAUCCAAUCAAUGUGUCCCAGUACUUGGAUACUAGAAACUAGACUGAAUUUCAUGAUUUCUCUCUAGUGAUUUUGUAAAUGUCCAGACUUUGUAAUAUGUAUCAAUUGCCCAGAAAAGUGCAGCUUUUCAUCACACUAGCAAAUGGAAAUUGCCUUCGUAGUAUAAUAUCAUAGAACAGGAAAGCUAUGGCUUAUUUGACGGCUUGUACUAGAGAAUAGUUUUUAAAGUUUGUGGUUGGAUGAUUUGUACACUCUACUAAUUUCAAAA
Messenger RNA from Momordica charantia (bitter melon), 3248 nucleotides. RefSeq names its product putative leucine-rich repeat receptor-like serine/threonine-protein kinase At3g14840. The record is from RefSeq and is a predicted model, not a curated record. Gene Ontology annotation, molecular function: ATP binding; protein kinase activity; protein binding. NCBI's taxonomy places the organism in Eukaryota, Viridiplantae, Streptophyta, Magnoliopsida, Cucurbitales, Cucurbitaceae. Gene Ontology annotation, biological process: protein phosphorylation.